CGCCGCCAUGGCCAGUCGUCCGAGUUUUGACUUGGAACGUCGAUCGUGUGGGUCUAAACACAACCAAACUAAUAUUAAUUACUAGGCCUACUGUUGGUCGUUCCCCAAUAAAUGAUUGUCUGAUGGAUGCAAAUACAAAUAAAACAGCUCAGAAGAGAAAACGAGAUGAAGAGGAGAGUACAACUAAAUAUGCAGUGAAAGAAGGCAUGUCAUGGUGGAGCUGUUUGCAGCUUGACAUGUCAUACGAAAAUACUAAACCAAGGCUUGUACCCGUCCAGCCGGGUCAGCAAAAUCAGAAGUAAACAAUGUCGUGUUCAUUCAUUUUACGGUUAACAAAACAGUAGGAAGUUAUCGGCCUACCUAAAUUUGGAUCAAUAUUGCCUAUUUUUUAUGCAGCUAUUUUCUGUCAAAAUAACAUGUAAACUGUUUUAUACUGUAUUCAGAUUUUAUAUAACAUACUGUAAAUAAUAGAUUGAAUUUGAACUUAUUUCUAUGGAUUCAUCAAUUUACCUGGAGGGAGAUAUUACUGUUUGUGAGGAUUGUCAAGUUGAAAAACCAUCUGAACCCCUUCAAAGUGAUUGUUGCGGAACUGGCUGCACUCCGUGUGUAUUUGAUCUUUAUGAAGAAGAUUUGCGAAACUGGAGAAAACACUGCUUUGAUAAUCACCAAGGAGGAAACCUUGGCAGCACAGUGAGCGAUGUGUUGCCUGUCCUGACCCCUUCAGCUUUUACCAAAUUUGAACUUGUAAAGAUCACAGCCUUAUCGGAGGAUACAAACUUGUAUAGAUUCAAAAUCCCAGACUGCAGAAGCUUGGGCCUCUCUGUAGGACGACAUAUUGUUCUAAGAGGGAAGCAUGAGGGACGAAACAUCACCAGGCAAUACACACCAGUCAGCCCUCUACUUUCAAGAGGCUUCUUUGAUGUUUUCAUAAAGAUUUAUCCAAAUGGUCCAAUGUCACAAUAUAUAAAGCGCUGGGAGGUUGGGCAAUUGAUGGAAUGGCGUGGCCCGUAUGGGCAUUUCACCUACACUCUUAACAAGUACAAACAUUUAGUUCUACUAGCUGCAGGAACUGGACUAGCCCCAAUGCUGCAAGUUAUUCAGCACAUAGUGAACAAUGAUGAAGAAGACACAACUGUUCAACUGAUUUAUGCUAGUAAAAUGUACAAGGAUGUACUCAUGAAGUCAAUGCUAGAUGAAUUAGGGUCUUACUGGAAUGUCACCAUCAUAUAUGUGUUAAGCAAGGAUAGCAAGGAGAAUGUGAAAGCCAGAUAUGGUGAUCAGAUUCGCUACACACGUCUCACUAAGUCCAUUCUUGAAAAAGAACUUACAUUUGACCUGUCUGAAACCUAUUUUGUAGUAUGUGGAACCAAAUCCUUUGAUAAGGACAUGAUUAAAUACCUUAAACAGCUUGGUAUUAAUGAUGAGAUGUAUUUCAAGUUUUAGAAUUACAUGAAAAUCAAGUGAAGUUUUCUAGCGCAUAUGAAAGAUAUACAGUUUGUAGUGAAGUC
This is a messenger RNA of Anneissia japonica, 1508 nucleotides long. RefSeq names its product NADH-cytochrome b5 reductase-like. Lineage: Eukaryota; Metazoa; Echinodermata; Crinoidea; Comatulida; Comatulidae. The record is from RefSeq and is a predicted model, not a curated record. The coding region runs from base 493 to 1443 and encodes 316 amino acids. The transcript has 7 exons. Gene Ontology annotation, molecular function: oxidoreductase activity.